Molecule: messenger RNA, 483 nt
Organism: Oikopleura dioica
Lineage: Eukaryota; Metazoa; Chordata; Appendicularia; Copelata; Oikopleuridae
Source: the annotation of a GenBank genome assembly
AUGAGUUUUAGAGAAAAUGUUCUUUUGGAACUUUUUUUAAUUUUGAGCUUGGUCUGCUUGGAAACCGCAAAUGCGAGGAAGAGUAGUUCUGGCGGCAGUACUACUUCAAAUGCCAAUAAUAACGCAAAUUCAGGCGAAAGAGGGGAAGUGACAGGAACUGAUGCGCAAGAAACGAGCUUGAUGGCCGUAGCGGCUAUUGGGUUUAUUUUCUCCUUGGUUGCUUUGCUGAUUUUCUUCAAUGUUAUUCCUGCGCUGCAACGGGAUAACACAUCGGAAUGGGUUAAGGACCCACCUGCCUGGCGGCUUCUUAAUGUCAAUAAAAAAAAGAGCUCAAGAUUUAUGAAAAAGCUCGCCCAAGAAUUUAUUGACGAAGGCGCAGACGAACGAGAACUUGUUCACCAAAUUUGGGGAAAGGAUAAACUCAGGCAUAUAAAUUCGCUUGGCGAUUUUCGCCAAAAGCGAAAGCGAAGCGAAGGCGAAUAG